AAGCGCUGGCGGCACGUGCCCGACAGUGGAAACCGCUACAAGUGAUAUGGGCCUACCACAGUCCACCACCUUGAAAGACUCAACCAGUUAUUCAACUCAAUUCUGCAUAUCAACAUCUCAUAAAUUCCAUGGAGCACAUCCGCAACAAUGCCGUCUACUUCCGUGCAAGUCAGAGGUAAACGCAAAGCACCAUCAGCAUCCCCCCAGCACUCCGACUCAGACCGGCCAGCCAAAGUCAAGCGCUCCAUUGCCCAAAUCAAAGCGUCACGGCUCGCCAACCCGCGCACAAAACUAGAGUCCCUGCCCACCGAGGUUCUGGAAGAUGUCCUGCUGUACAGCUUAAAUGUGGCUUUGCCUCGCUGCAGCCACCUGAUUGGCGCCAAGCUGUCCGAUCGUGCAACCCUCAUCCGCUUCUGUCUUGUUGCAUUCGAUAAGACGUGGGAUCGGCAUCUCGGCGGCAAAAGUAGGAAAGCCAAGCCUACUGCAGACGCCAAAGCGGCAGCUGACGAUGCAAAAGAUGCAAAAGUAGAGACAGCUGUGCUCGCUAUGCCAUGGGCGAAGCUCGAUCUUCUGCUGCAAGCACAGCAGACAUGGGCCAACAGAUAUAGCCCAAGAUUGCAGUACGAGCGCUUACUUCCAUGGUCUGCACCUGCAAGUGCUUCGGAUCCCCUCUCUGGACCGCGCUUCAAUGCACUCGAGUUCUUCAACCAGGACUACGCCCACAUGAUACACCUGUGGAAAGCAGACGUUUCGUCGCGCAACGCCGUCGAGCCAAUGCACGAGAUUAAUCAUCAUACUCGUGUACCACAUCGACUUAUUAACGGGUCGUGGAGUGAGGAGCAGUUGCGCCGCAUCUUUUGGCUAUGGCGAGGCGGCCUCAAUGUGCCUGCGCUUGUCCGCGCCAUUCCCUGGGAGUACCGCUUGAUGGCCUUUCGCAACGCCACGCGCGAUCCGUCCGAUCCUCCGUGGGCUGUGAUUAAAUGCAUCAUGUCGCAUAGCACUUACCUGGACUUUCCUCUUGAAGCUAAGCGAGCUCUCGCUCGAGAAUUAGACGGGCGUCUUGCGGCAUACAACAAGCUCAUAUCCCAGGGUGAAGCAGAGGACUCCGAUCUCGCACAUAAGCUCCUGUUGUAUUAUCGUGAUCUAAUCGAGUCUUGAUACAAGCACAGCAUGUACUACUACCACCAUAUACUGUAAUACAUAGACCGUACAUAGUCUGCAUAGUAACGAAUUUAUGAGCAGCAGCCAGCUACAUCAGCCACGCUAACGCCGACGAUGAUGACAAUCCAUCCACGUCCUCUGAUUGAGUGAGAAUAAUUUACAACUUCUACAGUCACAAACGAAUGAAAAGUAGUUUUAAGGUGGCCAUCGAUUAUAUUGAGCUUCGAACUGUGACGCGCUUCAACUACCUCCGAGGCACGUACAACCUCGUAAAGAGUUCCACGCAUCUUGACGCUGCAACAAGUUGACCCAAACACUUUCGGUAGUCAUACACAGGUUUCCGUCUGCGGACAACCGACCCCUCGUCCCCGUCUAGUAGUAAAAAACAAUAAUAAAACAGUCCUUAAAGUCAAUUCCUCCUCCAUCCUAUAUGUACCUUUGUUGGUAGGAUGGUGUGUGCAAUGAUUAACCCAUGCUUUUUUUAUGACCCAAAUGCCAAUCCGAUGGAUGCAAAGUCUCCAAGCUUCUCGUAAUAAAACAAAAAGAAAGUGCUCAAAGACGAAACAAACUUCAAAAGGCAAAGGGUAUAGAAAGCCCGUUAGCUUGACUCCUUUCGCCGCCCAAAUCUCAAAAUCGUCAGAACAAAGAAAAGUUUAUGAUGUUGCCUGCAGGUAUUGGGGCAGCGUGAUAAUAUAUAUAUAUUUGUGUUGGCGAGCCAGGCCAGUGGUGUGUGAAAGUUGGCUUCGCACCUAGUUCAGGAUACCAUCCCAAACACCGUAGGUCUGGUGGUUGAGGGCAGGGUGAACAGGGCUAGGCUGGAAGGCAAUAGUGGCCUCCGAGGCGCAGCGAGCACGCUUGCGAGAGUCGUGCACGAGCGAGGGGUGCCAUGUGGCUUGAUGGUAUUCGUCGCCGUUGAGGAUGCUGCGGACAUUGUCCUGGAGGAGGCCGUCUCCAGUAGUGGAGUGGCUGCGCUUGCGGCUACCUACAAUGGGAGUGGACUCGGCAGAGUGGACAUCCUGGCUGUGAAGAUACUGCAAGGCGCGGGCAGCAUCAGACGCGGGGUCUCUUGUCAUGGCCUCGAGAGCCGUGACCGGGCCGGUGCACGAUUCGGGAGACGACGAGAAGAAGCGCUCAUCGUAAUCCUCGGGAACAGACGCAACGCUGGGCUUCAUGCUGGCUCGCUCAGUAACAAUCUUAGCCGCUCGGAAUCGCGACGAAGCCAUCAACUUGGAGUUGAGGGUCGCGCUAGCGAGGGAUGAGACCGAUGAGAUCGAGGACGAACGCGAAGUGCGCGAGGAGUCGGAGACCAUGGAUUCGGGGGAUGAGGCAGAAGAGACAGACAUGGCGAGGGAUGAACGGCGGACAGGGCAGUAGCUCUGGGGAGAGGAAGUAGCAGAGCUGGGGAGGCGAUCCAGGUGGUUGGGGUUGCAGGUAGUGUUGACCUGGGCCAGGGCAAGGCCCAUAGCAGAGCACUUGGUGAGCAUAUGGGAAGCUGCUCCCACGGCAGGAGUGCAGAUUCCGCUGGUUUGCGGGGUGAGGCGAGGAGUAGGAAGCAUGCCAAUCGAAGGGGCCAUGCGACCAGGGGGGUAGCCGGCAGGUUCCGAGGUGAUGGGGACAGCAGUAGGCUUGGGGGUGCUCUGCGAAUCGACAGACAUAAAGGCCUCCUGGGGAGGGUUCAGAAUGCUGCGGGGGGAUGAAACGCAAAGGUCACUGCGCUUAGGGCUGAGCGGUCCGACAGGGAUAAGCUCCUCAAUGUUGGACAGGUCAGGGUUAAGCUUCAGGAUAAGCUGUCGCCAGUCGGCAGUCUGCUGCGAGACAGUCUGGGACACAGCACCGGGAGAGGGGGGCAUCUGGGGAGGAGUGUACUUGAGCACAAUCUCGGUCCAGCGCUGGAAAACCUCGUCGGCGAUGUGCAGCUUCCAGUUGACAGCAAGCAGGAAAGCCAUCUCGUUCUGGUUGAUCUCUUGAGUGUUGAGUCCAGAAAUCUUGCUCCAGGCGCGCGCAGAGUAGUUACGGUCUUGGAGGUACUUGGAGGCAAGAAUCAGGGCAGCCAGGAACAUGCGACGGCCGCACUGGAGAGCGCGGUCGGCGUGGCGAUCCUCGGGCUGCUCCAUGGUGAAGUCAUGCUGGGGGACAUGGGGCUUCACCAGGACAAGGUAGUAGAGGGCUACUUGAAGUGUAGAAUAGCUGGUACGAGAGCGGCGCAGAGUCUCCUGAAUAAAGGUUCGGAGAGGCAGAACCGCCUUGCUUCCUAGCUCGCUUCGGCAGGCAGCCGAAGAGAGAGGCCAGAUUGUCUCGACAAUUUGCGUAGACGAAUCUGCCAGCGACUGAUUAACAUCGGGUCAUAAAGGAAAAUCGUUAGAAAAGAAGCUAAACAUACCAACUAGGCUGUCGACAAAGUUGACCUUGCGGUCGCAUUGUCGGACAAGAGCCGGGGGGCAGGCGCCUCUGGCGCGCAUACCAGGGCCAGAACGGCGAGGGUUCUGGCGCAACUCGACAGGGACUGCAGCCUCUGUCUUGUUUUGGAACAUAGAACGACGAUGCGCGGUGGCAUUGUCGGCGCGGGCUGACUGCUUGGAGGGACAGAAAGACUCGCAGGAAUCGGAAUCCGAGUUGGAAACUGAGGUAUCGUCCGAAGACUGGGAAGCGGUGUCGGACCACACUGAUGCGGCGACAGUAGAGGUAGAGGUCAAGGAGUUAUAAGAAGCAUAUUGCUUGAGGGAGGCAAAAGACGGGGAGGCAUAAGUAGCUUCCGUCAUCUUGAAAGAUAUUAUAAUAUGUAGCUUGAUGUAGAUUUCAAGCCACUGUGUAUGAUCCAGUCACCGUCUGGCUAUGUCUGGCCAGAGAGACUUUCCGUGUGAAAACCGUUUAACAAAUUCGCGUGAACCGAGUCGAAAAGUGGCGUUGCGCUACAGCUGAGCAGUAGAGCAAUAUCCAAAUAUGUGUAAUUGAAGGUGAGCACCUAGACAAGCAUGCUAGUCGAGAUGUUCUUCACACAAGUAGUAAGACUGGUAGACGAAGCAGAGACGGUGACUGGAGUAGUAGUAAUGCGGGUUGCAACGCGCAUAUCGACAAUACUUUUCAACGGGGAAAAAGUAAUGUAGGACGGGAGAGCUUUUUAACAAAGAUCAACCAUCAAAUAGCGAGAUGUGUCCAAAGAGGAUAGAGUCAGAGGGAUGUCGACGUGAUGUCGGGGAGUGACGACGUAGAGUGGCGAGGGGGAGGAGGUGAGCAAUGCGGCUGCAAUGCGUGACGUUUGUCGACGAUGUGGUCGAAAGUGACAACGACAGCUAUGCAGGUACAGCAACGGCUGUCAGGGCCCUAUAUGCAGAUAAACUGUAUAUAUUUAGGCUUCAACCGAGAUGUGACUCCUUUGUCCGGCGUGGCCUAAGAAGCAGCGCCGAUGAGGUGACAGCCUAGUUCGGCGUGGUCGGUGGAUCCCGGGGGUGGGCUAAGGCGUGGUGUGACUCUUUGGGUGCGGGUGGCAAGGUUUGGGGGGCGACAGGCGGUUUCGGAGCGCUAGGGGGGGCCUUUGCCUUCUGGAGAAAGCCUAGCCACAGAAGCGUGCUGGGAAAAAGCCUUGGGAGACGCGAAAGAGAGAGAGCGUGUGUAGUAGUGCAAAGGGGAAUACGGAUAGCUCAGAAAAUAAUUAAUGAGUAAUCCGGGGAUUUGACGUGUUUUUGCGAGAGUCUUUCUGCUGUAUAUAUUUUAUCACUCGUUUGUCCGGGUGAUGAAAAAUGGUUGAGCGUUCUGGGCUUUCGCGUGUUUUUGUAAGUCGCUGGUUUUAGGAAUCGAAUAGUCGUAUUUUGUAUCCUUUUAGGAAGUCAAGAGGUUCUUUUUGAAGGCUUUUGGUGUUUGCCGCAACAAAAUAGAUGGAGGUUUCCGGGUUGGAUUCGCAAGGAACAAGUGAAUGCCGCUGCGAUGACGAAGAGUUCGAAAGAGCCGAAGAGCAGCGAGCUAAAGCCGGGUUGGUGAUGGGAUUAAGCGGUUGGGUGAGGAAAAAAUCGAGAAAAUUAAAACGAAAACAGUCCGAUGUAGAAAAUGCGCCGUAGAGC
[Torrubiella] hemipterigena is the source of this 5216-nucleotide messenger RNA. The record is from the annotation of a GenBank genome assembly. Lineage: Eukaryota; Fungi; Ascomycota; Sordariomycetes; Hypocreales; Clavicipitaceae.